Molecule: messenger RNA, 3773 nt
Organism: Daucus carota subsp. sativus
Lineage: Eukaryota; Viridiplantae; Streptophyta; Magnoliopsida; Apiales; Apiaceae
Product: probable pre-mRNA-splicing factor ATP-dependent RNA helicase DEAH5
Exons: 2
Coding region: 143-3598 (1151 amino acids)
Biological process (GO): mRNA splicing, via spliceosome; spliceosomal complex disassembly
Cellular component (GO): intracellular anatomical structure; catalytic step 2 spliceosome
Molecular function (GO): ATP binding; RNA binding; RNA helicase activity
Source: RefSeq, a predicted model, not a curated record
CCAUAUUAACCGCUUCUUUUUCGAAUAAACGAUCAGAAGACUCGCGGAAUUUCUAGAAGCUACUCUCAGACCCUAGCUCUUUCCACGAUUACAUUAACGAUAGUAAUUAGCACAACCACGUAAUUGUUCUGUUACAUUCUACAUGGCGUCCGAUUUCAAAGAAACUGGAUUGAAGAAGCUCGAGUACUUGUCACUCGUUUCCAAAGUUUGUACGGAGCUUGAGAGUCACCUAGGGUUUGGCGAUAAGGUAUUGGCUGAGUUUAUAAUUGAAUUGGGGAAGAAUUGUGUGAGUGUGGAUGAUUUCUAUGUGAAAUUGAAAGAGAAUGGCGCCGAGAUGCCUGAUUAUUUUGUUCGUACUUUGUUGACUAUAAUUCAUGCUAUUUUGCCCCCUGAAUUGAAAUUGGGGGAUGAUAAGGAGGAGGUUGGGGAAGGGAGUAGUUGUAAAUCCAGUUUUCCGGGUUUGAAUAUCGGGGAUAGUAAGGAUAGGGUUAGGGAGUUGGAGAGGGAGAUUGCUUUCGAGGCUGAGGAGAGGAGGCGUGGGAAAGGACCGAGGGAAUGUAUGUAUAGGGAUGGCGGUAGAGGUAAAAGUAAGAGUAGGCACGGAGGUGAAAGGGAGAGGUGUAGAGAUAGGGAUGUUGGAGAUGAGAGGGGUGAUUAUAGGAAAGCAAGUGGGAAUGAGAGAGAUGGAGGGAACGAGGGUGAUGGUGAAUUAAAGUGUGUUGAGCCGGAGUUGUAUAGGAUUUAUAGAGGGAGAGUGUCGAGGGUGAUGGAUUCGGGUUGUUUUGUUAGGUUAGAUGAUUUUAGGAAUAAAGAGGGGUUGGUUCAUGUGUCACAGAUAGCAAGUAGGCGGAUUCCCAAUGCUAAGGAUGUUGUGAAACGUGAUCAGGAGGUUUAUGUCAAAGUGAUUUCUAUUUCAGGUCACAAGUUGAGUCUAUCUAUGAGAGAUGUUGAUCAGAAUACGGGUGAUGAUCUUUUGCCUCUGAAGAAAAGUUCUGGGGAUGUGGAUGUUGUGAGGGCAAAUCCUUCAGCUUCCCACAAGGGAAGUGCAACCAGGACCAGUCUUUCGGGGAUCAGAAUCACGGAAGAGGAUGAUGCGGGCCCAUCACGCAGACCUUUGAAGAGGAUGAGUUCACCUGAAAGAUGGGAAGCCAAACAGCUGAUUGCAUCUGGUGUUUUAAGUGUAAAUGAGUAUCCUAUGUUUGAUGAUGAAACAGAUGGUCUGCUUUAUCAGGAGGAAGGUGCUGAGGAAGAACUGGAAAUUGAAUUGAACGAGGAUGAACCGGCAUUUUUAAACGGUCAAACACGAUUUUCAAUGGAUUUGUCACCAGUUAAGAUAUUCAAGAAUCCCGAAGGGUCUUUGAGUCGUGCAGCAGCCCUUCAGUCAGCUCUUAUAAAAGAGAGGAGAGAAGUGAGGGAACAGCAGCAGAGAGCCAUGCUUGAUUCCAUCCCCAAAGAUCUUAACAGACCAUGGGAAGACCCUAUGCCUGAGACGGGUGAAAGGCAUCUGGCCCAGGAGCUGAGGGGUGUUGGUUUGUCUGCAUAUUCGGUACCUGAAUGGAAGAAAGACACGGACAGUAAAAUUCUCACAUAUGGGCAGAGAUCGAAGCUGUCCAUUCAAGAACAGAGGCAGAGCUUACCCAUUUACAAAUUGAAAAAGGAACUUAUACAGGCUGUGCAUGAUAAUCAGGUUCUAGUUGUCAUAGGUGAGACGGGUUCGGGUAAGACGACACAAGUGACACAGUAUCUUGCUGAAGCAGGUUAUACUACCCAUGGCAAGAUUGGAUGUACCCAGCCCCGUAGGGUGGCUGCUACAUCUGUGGCUAAGAGAGUUGCUGAAGAGUUUGGCUGUCGUAUAGGUGAGGAAGUCGGGUAUGCUAUCCGGUUUGAAGAUACCACAGGUCCAGACACUGUUAUAAAGUACAUGACUGAUGGUAUGCUCAUGAGAGAGAUUCUUAUUGAUGAGAAUUUAUCUCAGUACUCUGUCAUUAUGCUUGAUGAAGCUCAUGAGAGGACGAUUUACACAGAUGUCCUUUUUGGAUUGCUUAAGAAGCUAGUUCAAAAGAGGCGUGACCUUCGUUUGAUUGUCACUUCUGCCACUUUAGAUGCUGAGAAAUUUUCAGGUUAUUUUUUCAACUGCAAUAUAUUUACCAUCCCUGGAAGGACUUUCCCUGUAGAGAUUCUUUACACCAAACAGCCAGAAAGUGACUACCUAGAUGCAGCUCUUAUCACCGUUUUGCAGAUUCACUUGACAGAACCUGCAGGUGACAUCCUUCUCUUUUUGACUGGUCAGGAAGAGAUUGAUUAUGCUUGUCAAUGCCUUUAUGAGAGGAUGAAAGGGUUAGGUAAGAAUGUAGCUCAACUAAUCCCUUUACCAGUCUACAGUGCCCUUCCAAGUGAAAUGCAGUCCCGUAUAUUUGAACCUGCUCCUCCAGGAAAGCGGAAAGUGGUAAUUGCAACCAAUAUUGCCGAGGCAUCACUAACCAUAGAUGGGAUAUACUAUGUCAUUGAUCCUGGUUUUGCAAAGCAAAAUGUCUAUAAUCCUAAGCAAGGGCUUGAUUCACUGGUUAUAACGCCAAUCUCACAAGCAUCAGCUAAGCAGAGAGCUGGGCGUGCAGGUCGUACAGGGCCGGGGAAGUGUUACCGCCUUUAUACAGAGAGUGCCUUUCACAAUGAGAUGCCUCCUACGACAAUACCAGAAAUUCAGAGAAUAAACCUUGGUUUUACUACACUUAGUAUGAAGGCAAUGGGGAUAAAUGAUCUCCUCUCUUUCGAUUUUAUGGACCCACCUUCUCCUCAAGCUUUAAUUUCCGCUAUGGAACAACUGUACAGUCUAGGGGCUCUGGACGAGGAGGGACUUCUCACGAAAUUGGGUAGAAAAAUGGCUGAAUUUCCACUUGACCCCCCCUUGUCGAAAAUGCUUCUUGCUAGUGUAGACCUUGGUUGUAGUGAUGAAAUUCUGACUAUUAUUGCCAUGAUUACAACUGGCAACAUAUUUUAUAGGCCCAGGGAGAAACAAGCUCAAGCAGAUCAGAAGAGAGCGAAAUUUUUUCAGCCCGAAGGAGAUCAUCUAACUCUGCUUGCUGUAUAUGAGGCUUGGAAAGCAAAGAACUUUUCUGGACCAUGGUGUUAUGAGAAUUUUGUCCAGUUGCGGUCUCUAAGGAGGGCUCAAGAUGUUCGGAAGCAACUUGUGGCGAUUAUGGAUAAGUACAAAUUGGAUGUUGUGAGUGCUGGAAACAAUUUCACCAAGAUAAGGAAGGCCAUAACAGCGGGAUUUUUCUUCCACGCAGCUAGGAAGGAUCCACAAGAAGGUUACCGGACACUGGUGGAGAAUCAACCUGUAUAUAUUCAUCCUAGCAGUGCUCUUUUCCAGAGACAACCUGACUGGGUUAUCUACCAUGAGCUGGUAAUGACAACAAAGGAGUAUAUGCGUGAGGUAAUUGUUGUUGAUCCCAAGUGGCUUGUGGAACUGGCACCAAGGUUCUUUAAAGUGGCAGAUCCAACUAAAAUGAGUAAGCGCAAGCGUCAAGAACGUAUUGAACCGCUUUACGACAGGUAUCAUGAGCCGAACUCUUGGCGCUUAAGUAAAAGGCGUGCGUAGACUGAGCUCUUCGCUAUGAUUUUAGGCUAGUAAUAGCACUGGGUUAAUGUUGUAAAUUGUGCCUUUUGAUUGAAAACUUGAAUUUGUACCUGAAUAAUCCUUGAUAGAGUAAUGGAGGGUUGGUGGUGUUGCCUUUUGUACAUGUGAUGUUUAAUAAUGAUGUAAUUUCGUUAUA